Molecule: messenger RNA, 1724 nt
Organism: Solanum verrucosum
Lineage: Eukaryota; Viridiplantae; Streptophyta; Magnoliopsida; Solanales; Solanaceae
Exons: 2
Coding region: 126-1724 (532 amino acids)
Source: RefSeq, a predicted model, not a curated record
UUUUUCACUUUUGACUUAUUGGCUUCUUUAGCUUUUUGCUUUCUCAAUAAUUUCACUUGUGCUAUGCUAUUUCAAAGAUUGUGAUCAAGUCUUAAAGAAAAAUAAUCAACUAGUAAUAUCAAUUGAUGCCGGACGACAAGAAGAUGCUAUGUUUACAAUUUGAUGAUAACAAUUUGGAAUUCAGUUAUUUACAGGGCCUUUCUAUAUUGCUGCCAACUAUUGUUCUGGUUUAUUGUCUGCUCAAAUUUAUUCUUCAAUUGCUAAUUCAUCAUCCUCAACAUAUGUCUCAGCCCAAAAAAAGAGAGAUAGAAAUCGUUACGAACGAAAAAUCAGAUGCUUCAGAUCAGUUGGAUGAAGCAAAAGGCAAACAAGCUGUUCUGUACAGAUUUAGGCUGAGGCACAAAAAGAUACAAACAGAAAUAACAAGCUGUUCUAAAUUGAUUGAUAAGGAAGAGGAAAUUUGUGUGUCAAAAAUGCCUCCUCGUCUUCGUGAUGGUGAUCUGGUGCAUUUCAGCCACAGACAUCCUUUGCUAAGAUUUCAUCUUAAAGGAACAGACGUUAUAAGAUGCAACAUGUGUACUAUUAUAAUUUCCGGGGUAGCUUAUGGCUGCGAUUGUUGUCGUUACUUUCUCCAUGAGGUAUGUUCUAACAUUCCUAAAAGAAUUCGACAUGAUUUUCAUCCUAUGCACUCAAUCACUCUUCUUCCCAUUCCUUCAAUCGCUCUUUGGCAUUCGAAAGUGGAAAGUGAAUUCUGUUGUGUGGCAUGUGGUUAUGACAACUCAUUGUUUUCAUUUUACUAUCAUUGUGAUUUGUGUAAAUUUGAUCUUCAUCUUGAAUGUGCUUCUGUGACGACGAAAUUGAUCCAUAAGGUAAAAUACCCUCUUGAUCUCUUCACUUCCUUUCCACUAAAAAGUGAAGGGGCAACCCUGUUAUGUUGUAUUUGUAACCAAGUUAUGAAUAGGCAAUCCGCUUGGCUUUUCUAUAAUCGCGAGUUUGAUUACAUCUGUCAUUUCGAGUGUGCUGCUGAAGAAGAGGUUGGAGUUAUAGGGGAUCAAAGUUUCCUAUCUGAAGUCCAGAAAUCCUUGCUCCUCCAAAAAAGUUGUUCUGGCCAACAACAGAAACUCGAAAAGCUAGGAGAAGUUAUACACUUCAGCCACCGCCACCCGUUGAAAGCAAUUAAACAAACGAAUAAGGCGUCAAUCAUGAAUUGCUGCAUGUGUUCAAACCAGGCUUUAUCCGGUUACAUUUGCCAGCUAUGCAAUUAUUUCAUCGACGAGACUUGUUUCCCUCUUCCGCGAAGGAUACAACACCAUUUUCACCCAAAUCACCCCCUCAUACUCGCUAGCUAUAACGAUCCCCCAAAGUCCAAAUGCAGAGCUUGUGGUCAUGAAGAAGGUGCAAAAUACCGUUGCUCUACUUGUAAAUUCAGUCUCCAUCGUUGCUGUGCUGGUGCUCCCAUGACAUUUACCCUUGGCACAAACAAGAAAGUUUCUUAUAAACUUCUCUAUUCGUAUCCAUAUGAUGGUGAGAUGGCAGUUAUCAAAUGCAGUGGCUGUUCCAGCGAGUUAAACUCAAAAGAGAGCUUCAUGUACUACAAUUUCGACCUCGAUGAAGUGGUUCAUGUCCAUUGUGCACUUAAUAGAGAAACUGACUCUUAUGAUACUAUGUUUGUUUUAGCUUCUGAAAGACUGAAAAGUAUUAAAAUAGAGGAAGACCACUCCUAG